Molecule: messenger RNA, 559 nt
Organism: Anguilla rostrata (American eel)
Lineage: Eukaryota; Metazoa; Chordata; Actinopteri; Anguilliformes; Anguillidae
Gene: fabp6
Product: fatty acid binding protein 6, ileal (gastrotropin)
Exons: 4
Coding region: 109-501 (130 amino acids)
Biological process (GO): fatty acid transport
Cellular component (GO): cytosol; nucleus
Molecular function (GO): fatty acid binding
Source: RefSeq, a predicted model, not a curated record
GCACCGGCAUCUCCUCACCUGCCAAACGAAUCCUCCGCCGGGACCUUCCUCUCUCGCUUCGCUGUCUUCUUCGCUCCCUGCAGCCGCCAACCGUCACCUCAACCAGCCAUGGCCUUCAGCGGCAAGUACGAGAUGGAGAGCCAGGAGAACUACGAAGAGUUCCUCCAGCGCAUCGGCAUUCCCGAUGAUGUCAUCGAGAAGGGCCGCAACUUCAAGACCGUGACGGAGGUGGUCCAGAACGGCAACGAGUUCACCUGGUCCCAGGUGUACCCCAACAGGACCAUGACCAACAAAUUUAUCAUCGACCAGGAGUGCGAAAUGGAGACCAUGGCUGGGAUAAAGUUCAAGGCCACCGUGACCAUGGAUGGGGACAAAAUCUGCGCGAACUUCCCCAAAUACCAACAGACAGUGCAGCUAAGCGGAGACAAGCUCGUUGAGUGCUGCACCGUGUCUGGCGCCAAGGGCACCGUGACCAUGAAGAGAAUCAGCAAGAGGAUCUAAAAAUCUCCAUCAUUUUGGCUCGUCCUUUAAAGAAUAAAAAAUAAAUGUUCUAGCAGCA